This is a messenger RNA of Ruditapes philippinarum (Manila clam), 2402 nucleotides long. RefSeq names its product argininosuccinate synthase-like. The transcript is spliced from 14 exons. Bases 444 to 1682 code for a protein of 412 amino acids. The record is from RefSeq and is a predicted model, not a curated record. Gene Ontology annotation, molecular function: argininosuccinate synthase activity; ATP binding. Gene Ontology annotation, cellular component: cytoplasm. NCBI's taxonomy places the organism in Eukaryota, Metazoa, Mollusca, Bivalvia, Venerida, Veneridae. Gene Ontology annotation, biological process: L-arginine biosynthetic process; urea cycle.
UUUGUUUAAUGUUUGCAAAAGACGAAAAUAAAGAAACUUAGAAACGAAGAAAUGAAAUUUACAACACUAAUAAAAAUGUGCAUUUAUUAUUCAUUGACUUGAUUCUGAAGGAAAUUGAAAUAUCAAUGGUGUAAAGAUAAAGACAGAAGUAACACGAACUAAAGAUAUUAAUUAGCUCUGGGCUGUAUUUUUGUAUAUCUUGGUCACCAGGAACAUCCACCUGUCUAGCGCGUGCAAUGUUAUCUUGUUUACAUGCAGAUAACGUCGAAACAAGGGACCAUACUAUUUCCCACGAGUCACGCUGACAAUACGGAUAACCACACUUUAGAAAUAAAUUUAAAAUAAAUUUGCUAUCACUUGUUUAUGAAUAUCUCGGAAAAGUUAAACAUUAAGUUACAAAAGUUUAAUUUAUAAGUGUCGUGAAAAGUUCCGGUUGAUUUGAAAUGAGUGCGUCCGGCGACAGAACAGUGGUGCUGGCAUAUAGCGGUGGUUUAGAUACUUCCUGUAUUCUUGUAUGGCUGAAAGAACAAGGCUAUGAAGUAGUCGCCUUUUUGGCUGAUGUUGGACAAGAAGAAGACUUUGAUGAAGCUAGGAAAAAAGCAUUGAAACUAGGUGCUGUCAAGAUGGUUAUACCGGAUGUCCGCAAAGAGUUUGUAGAAGAAUUUAUUUGGCCAUCAAUACAAGCUAAUGGACUGUACGAGGACAGGUACCCCAUGGGAACAGCCCUCGCCCGCCCUUGUAUAGCCAGAGCGAUGAUAAAAGUUGCUAAAGAAGAAGGAGCGAUGUACGUAGCUCACGGUGCCACCGGUAAAGGCAAUGACCAGAUACGAUUCGAACUUUCAGCAUAUGCUCUACAUUCCACUAUACAAGUGAUUUCACCAUGGCGACUACCUGAAUUCUACAACCGCUUUACUGGCCGUAAUGAUCUUUUCGAGUACGCCAAGGAGAAAGGAAUUCCACUUCCGGUGACACCAAAGAGUCCGUGGAGUAUGGACGCUAACUUGAUGCACAUCAGCUAUGAGUCUGGUAUACUGGAGGACCCUAUCACACAGGCGCCCGAUGAUUUAUAUCAAAUGACUGUAGACCCACAGAAAGCCCCGGAUGUUCCAACCGUUCUUGUAAUUACCUUUCAGAAAGGUCUUCCGGUUUCAGUACGGAAUGAAGGUGACGGCACGGUAAAAACUCAACCGCUGGAGCUUUUUCAAUACUGUAAUCUGAUUGGAGGACAGAAUGGUGUCGGGAGGAUAGAUAUAGUCGAGAACAGAUUUAUAGGGAUGAAAUCAAGAGGAAUCUAUGAGACACCUGGUGGAAACAUUCUUCUAGCUGCUCACAUUGACCUGGAAGUUUUCACAUUAGACAGGGAAGUGAGGAAGAUAAAACGUGAUCUUGACAUAAAAUUUUCAGAACAAGUUUAUAAAGGAUUUUGGUUCAGUCCAGAGUGUGAGUACACCCGAAGCUGUAUUGCCGGAAGUCAGACAUUUGUUGAAGGGUCGGUUACACUAAAGAUAUACAAAGGUGGCGUGUAUAUACUUGGCCGGAAGUCACCCAAUUCUCUAUAUAAUGAGGAAUUAGUUAGUAUGAACGUACAAGGGGAGUAUGAACCAAUGGAUGCUGGAGGUUUUAUUAAAAUAAAUGCACUAAGAUUGCGGGAAUAUCAAAGGCUGCGGAAUACAGAAAAAUAAAGUGAUUUGAAGUGGCUUAUAGAUGAACUGACAAAACUGUAACAAUGCGACAACUAUCAUAUAACAAAGAUUUUAUGGAACUAUAUUUCAAAAAUUUACUUUUUCCUUACAAUGCUUUAUAUAGACGAGUUUUUCUAUUUUUCAUUGUCUAUUCCUUUUCAUUUAUAUUGUUUCAUUCUUUGUUUUGCUUUUGAGUACUCGAAAAUCUGCUCAGUUGCUUAAACAACAUAUCAGAAGUUUACGUUUGCAAUCUUACAAAUAAGAUAUCUUACAAAUAAAUAAUUCAUUUUAAAUGCGCACGGGAUUGGUCAAUCAUUAUAAUGUAAUACGAAUUUUUCAUUUAGAUUAUUUAUGAUAAGACAGUAAUAAAAGCAGCAAAGAAUGCACACACGGUCAUUUUUUAAUGAGAGAAUAUUGUGUUAAAAAUAUAAAAAAAAUAAGACAAAAGGGAUAAAAUGUCGUAUGUUUUGACGCCCGAAGUUAUGAUUAUCUCCCCUUACACAACGAAUUGUAUAAGUACCCUAACCUUUACCGGCGAUAUCGUGCACAGGCCGUUGUUCAGUAGUAAGAUGCUCGUUUUUUAAAUAAGAGGUCUUAGGUUCGAUACUCAAGAAUCGCUUACUUUCAUUUUACUGAUCUGAACUUUGUAUUUUCUCAAGUAAUUUCAACAAAGAUAUUACAUAUGUAUUUGGUAAAUAAAAAAAAAUAGAAAGAUGUAAA